Messenger RNA from Cloeon dipterum, 403 nucleotides. RefSeq names its product Neb-cGP (gene Neb-cGP). Lineage: Eukaryota; Metazoa; Arthropoda; Insecta; Ephemeroptera; Baetidae. The transcript is spliced from 2 exons. The record is from RefSeq and is a predicted model, not a curated record. Bases 118 to 288 code for a protein of 56 amino acids.
UUAAUGUCACAUUAACCCGACUUUUAUCGCUUUUUAUUCAACAAAAUUUUAAGCAACCUUCGUUUUAUGCUGUUUUUGUUUCGUAUCUCCGCAGAAUAACCAUCAAACAGACGAGAAAUGGCCGGCGCUGCUGUUGAAGAUUCCCAGUUCAAGGGUCUUAGCAAGAUUUUCAACUCGACCACCAUGAAGGGCAGAGCGAAUGUUGGAAAAGCGACAUACGGUGUCGUCGGACUAAUUAUUCUCUACAAUAUGGUAAAACCCAGCAAGAAGCCCGCAGCUGCAAAGUAAAGCAUGUCCAUACUUGUAAAUUUUAUUGUUUAGAAUCCCUCAGAAAAUAUUUGCUGUCAAGAUCUAAAACAGUAGAAAAUAAUGGUGUGGAAUAAAAUUGAAACGCCAUAAAUUA